AUGGCACCGACGCACCAAUUUUUUCCGCGUGAGAUCAUUGACCUGACGCGAGACGACGAGGAGGAGGAGCAGGAUAAGGAUAAUGCGGAUCAGGCAAAGGCGCUCCUGGAUGCAUUUACUAAGCCCAAAAUUAGUCAACCACGGCCACCAAAGCAAAAUUCAUCUACACAUGAGAGAAAGGCAAAAGCUCUCCUGGACGCCUUUACUAGGCCCAGAAGCAAUGAGACACGGCCCUUGAAACGCAAGUCACCUCCAGAUGAGACAGAAGUAAAAGUGCUGCUGGAUGCAUUCACCAAUUCCAAAGUCAGUGAUCCACGGCCAUUCAAACGCAAAUCACCUACAGAUGGGCCAGAAGUGAGAGGUCACUCAAAUUCUGAGACUGUGUUUACCCGACCACAACCCGCGACCAAUGGCUUCAAUCAUACAGUUGACAAUGCCUCGAUUGGCACCAGCAGUGCCCGGGAUAGACCCGUCUCCCAUUCUACUACACCCGAGCACGCCAUCAAACGAGAAUCGAUGGGCCCAACACCCCAGCCGUUUGUUUCUUUACCUCCAGCGCCUACAGUCCAUCCUUCAAUAUCAAACCGAACAUCCUUGUCAGAACCAUCUUCAACUCGUCCUCAACCUGCAUCUGAUUCAUGCAAUUUCUCUUCCAGAAGCAGUUCCGUGAAAUCUGCAUUUAUGGCAAAGAAGACUCCGACUCCACGCCACACGCGGUCACCUUUUGUUAGCGCAGCUAUUGAACGAACUCCAAAAGUCAUGGUAGUUGUUCCACCGCCUCCGACCUCAGACAGCUCUGGAGGUAGAUCACUUUCCAAACGCAAAAUAAACAGACUCCCGUCAGUGUCGUCGGAAAGUGACGAGGAAUCUGACCCAGAUGAGCCGAAGGGUGUCAAGCAGAAAUACUAUCCUUUGGAGAUGUACGAGCUUCGAGCAAAAAGAGGACGAUAUCCACAAGUUAGAUCUACAAACAGUGAUCUACAGGUUUUGCCUAUACGAUCUUCUCCCGUGCAUAAGAGUAGGCAGAGAGCUCCCCACGGCCGGAAAAUCUAUCUGCGUGAACUCUUAGAAAAGAAGCUUCGAACAAUCCAAGGGCCUCCCGUGAAAAUGGCAAGAGACUGGGAUGGAACAGGAAUUUUAGCUUCAAACUUUGAGUUUACAAACACCUACAAACUUCAGCAAGGGGUCACUCGGGCCCCUGAAGGGUUUAAUUACGGGUGUGAUUGUGGUUAUCAAUGUGAUCCGACUAGAUGCACGUGCUUGUCGAAGGAAGAAGACUCGGAGCAGCUUAUGGUCGCCUACGAACAUCGCAAUGGAAAACUACUGCUCAAAAAGAGCUUCAUAAACCGUAAAGCUAUGAUCUAUGAAUGCUCGCUCGAGAUUUUCCAUACCGGUGACCGUGGCUUUGGUUUGAGAUCUCCAGAAUUCAUCCAUCGAGGGCAGUUUAUCGAUACCUAUCUGGGUGAAGUGAUUACCUCUGCUGAAGCUGAUCUCCGCGAAGACGCCACAGGGGGACCACACAGUAGUCCAUCUUAUCUCUUCUCCUUGGACUGGUUUACCCUCUCUGAAGAGGACGAUGACGAAGAAAUCCAUGAAUACGAAGAUGAAGACAACACAGGCUCAAAGGCGAAGCCCUACGUCGUCGACGGCCAACGUUUCGGCGGUCCAUCACGCUUCAUGAAUCACUCAUGCAACCCAAAUUGUAAAAUGAUUCCCGUCUCCACACAUCACGGCGACCAACGAAUCUACGAUCUUGCUUUUUUUGCGGGCCGCGAUAUACCCGCUGGUACUGAGUUGACAUUCGACUAUAAUCCUGGUUGGAGUCCGGAUAUGAGUAGCGAUGAUCCGAAUGCGGUGAAGUGUCUGUGUGGUGAGGCGCAGUGUCGGGGACAGUUGUGGCCAAAUCAGAGGAAGAGUGCGAAUGUGUAAUCUUCAAGAUUACAUAUAAUUGAGUUUUUUGAGGGGAAGGGGUUCUGCUUUUAUUAUGCAUUCUUCCAGUAUAAAAGGCGUCGAAAGAGCGAA
This is a messenger RNA of Talaromyces stipitatus ATCC 10500, 2022 nucleotides long. Its product is annotated as histone-lysine N-methyltransferase Clr4. The transcript has 5 exons. Gene Ontology annotation, molecular function: protein binding; zinc ion binding; histone methyltransferase activity. NCBI's taxonomy places the organism in Eukaryota, Fungi, Ascomycota, Eurotiomycetes, Eurotiales, Trichocomaceae. The coding region runs from base 1 to 1929 and encodes 642 amino acids. Gene Ontology annotation, cellular component: nucleus. The record is from RefSeq and is a predicted model, not a curated record.